AUGCAGAUUCAGCCACCACCAAAAAAGAAAAGAAUGAAUCUUUUCGAGGAUCCAGGAGAAGGGUCAUGGAGAAAAGGAAACUUCAAUGAUGAAAAAGAUGAUUUGAAUGGGCACUUAACAUAUGCUCCAUUGUGGCUGGCCUGUGCUGGUUCCCAAGCUUCCAUUCCAUGUGAAAAUGACCAAGUUUUCUACUUCCCUCAAGGUCAUCUACAACAGAUUGAAGAAGCUUGUAAAGAGAUUGAUGAUCAUAUGGUGAUGCCGAUCUAUAAUAUUCCAAGCAAAAUUCCUUGCAGAGUAGUCAAUGUUCUGUUAAAGGCUGAAGUGAAUGAUGAGGUUGUUGCACACAUUAAUUUGUUUCCUCUUAAAGCUUAUGAUGAAAUAAAGCUGCAGCAGCAACAAGGAGCUGGUGGUUCAAGUUUUGAAGAUGAAGACUUGAAUAAUAAUAAUAAGAAGAAGAAUGCUGAUUUCAGCUAUUCUUUCUGCAAGAAGCUCACCCCAUCUGAUAGUAGCACUCAUGGUGGAUUCUCGAUUCCAAAGCGACAUGUUCAAUGUUUCCCGCCUUUGGACAUGAAACAAGAUCCCCCAUCAAUGGAACUGGUGGUGAAGGAUUUGCAUGGAGUGGAAUGGAAUUUUAAUCAUAUUUAUCGUGGGACACCAAAGAGGCACUUACUUACUGGCGGUUGGAGUUCUUUUGCCAGCACUAAGAAGCUUGUUGCUGGUGACACUUGCAUAUUCAUCAGAGGGGCAAAUGGGGAAUUACAUGUUGGAAUUCGCCCAACACUAAGAAAUCCGUAUACAGAUCGUUCAGUAACCAUGCAGAACAUUAAACAUGGCCUUUUAUCAAAUCUAACCUCUGCCUUUUCUUCCUCGUCAAUAUUUACUGUCUAUUACCGUCCCUGGUAUAGUCCUGGCGAGUUUAUGAUACCAUGUGACCGUUUUAUGAAUUCAACCGCUCUUAACUAUUCAAUCGGAACAAGAUUCAAAAUGCAAAUUGAAAACCGACAAUGUCUUGUUGGAGCAGUAGGAAGAAGCUCAAAAGUUACAGGUACUAUAGUUGGCGCCAAAGUAAUUGAUCCUGUCCGUUGGCCUGAUUCAGAAUGGAAUUGCCUAAAAGUGCAAUGGGAUGACUCUUUACCUUUCGAGACACCUCCUCUUCCUCUACCCCAAAGGGUUUCUCCAUGGUGGAUUGAACCUGAGAAUGAUCAGAAGGUUAAUCCAUCUAUCUGUUUCCCCCCCAAAACUAGAGGCUGCAAACUAUUUGGAGUUGACAUUAGUGUUAACAAUUAUCAAGACCAGUUUUUUCCAGCUCCAGUUCCACCACCAGCAGCAGCAGCAGCUUUCGAGAUGUGUAUUAAUAAUAAUCAGAGCAAUCCCCGGGUCAAGAGUAGAAGAACUUGCACAAAGGUAAGGAAACAUGGAACAACUAUUGGGAGAUCGGUUGAUUUGUCGCGCUUUGAGAACUACAUUCAACUCACUUGGGAGCUUGAUCGUAUGUUUAAUUUGAAAGGAAUAUUGAUACUUAACUUGGGAUGGCGAGUGAUGUACGAUUAUAUGGAUGGUGAAAGGAUUGUAAGGAGGAUUAUUGGAAAUUGUCCAUGGCAAGAAUUUACAUCCAAAGUGCAGACAAUUUUGAUUAUUCCUUUCAAGAGGGGAGAAGCAUCUCCGUCUUGGGCAAUUGGAUGCUGA
Molecule: messenger RNA, 1686 nt
Organism: Impatiens glandulifera
Lineage: Eukaryota; Viridiplantae; Streptophyta; Magnoliopsida; Ericales; Balsaminaceae
Product: auxin response factor 4-like
Exons: 14
Coding region: 1-1686 (561 amino acids)
Biological process (GO): regulation of DNA-templated transcription; response to hormone
Cellular component (GO): nucleus
Molecular function (GO): DNA binding; protein binding
Source: RefSeq, a predicted model, not a curated record